UUUUUGCAACUAAUCAUUCUUAAGUUAGAACAAUAAUCACUUCUCCAAGGGGUGAACAACGCUACAGGUGGUCUUUUUUAUGUUUCUUGUUUAAAUUGACAGGCUAGCUUAAUUGUAUUUUGAUUUAUAUAUUACUUUUUAGUUGAUUUAAAUAUCUUAACCCUUAUUUUCUCAAGUAUAUAAUACAUGAUAAAACAUACUUCGCAUAUAUAUUUCACUUAUUAUAUCUCAUAUUUGAAACAUCUCUCUAACUCAUCAUUGCAUCUCAUUGAAAAAUAUUUGUAUAUUCAUACAUGAUUUACAUCAAAUUUACUUACAUUUCUUAUUACAAACAUUUCAAUAUUAAUGAACUUCAUAUAACAGUCCAAGCAUCAAUUGGCCCCACUCAAUAUGAAGAGCUUUUAUACAACUAAUACAAGUACUAGUAGCCACCUAGCCGUUAGGCCCGUUACUUGCUUGAAUGUAUGAGAAAGUGGUCUACCACAUUUUGCAUUACAAAUUUAUAAUUGUUUUAUGUUGUCACGUUCUGGCCUUUUGAGUCUUUAAUCUUUACAUUGUGGGAAUAUCUCAGUUUUAUUUUUUAUUUUUUUUAUAUAAAUAAAAUAAAUUAAAAAGAAAGUGACAGAAAGAUAUUCUACCAAAAAAAAAGAAAAAAAAGCAGUAGGAAAAGGUGGAGAGCUCAUGAAAUGAUCAUUUAAGAACAAUAAUUUUGAUGGCUUUAUUUAAAUACUUGUAUAAAGAACCAGAAUUCGAAUUUGAGAAAGAAAAAGAAAAAAAAAACGUGGCAGAAUCUUUGCUCAACAAAUGACCAUCAAACAGCAUAACACGUUUCUAAGUAGCUUAUUCGGUCAUAAUUCAGUAAUUAAUUAAGAGAAAGACCCGGGUUUGAAGUUAAUUAUAUAAUAUAUUACGCCUAAUUGGCAAUCUUAUUCUAUACAAAAAAUAUCUCUCUCCAUAACCAUGUGAUAGCUCUGAUGAGCUUCUUGUUUGGUUCUAUUCCAAUUUUGUUAAAACAUUUAUUCCCUUACAUCGUUACAUGAAUACCACCUACUUAUUUAAUCCCUACUUUGUAAAAAUUAUGAGAUGACUCUUAUAAAUAGUGUUUAGACAACUAUACCCUAUAAAAUGUUUAUUUAUUUAAUUGCCCUCACUAAUGUUAAUUAGCUCUUCUUUUGAACUCUUAACAAAAGUGUGCGGACAUUAAUACCCUUAAAAAUAUUUGUUUACAUAUUUUCCCCAUUAACGCUACUAACAACUAAAGUUGUGAUGUAAGGACAAACCCAAAAAAAAAUUCCUGAAGAUUGCUAGCUAUGGCGCACAUCGCGUGCAUUGGCCACCCUAGUUCGUAGAAAAUUUUAUGAAGUUGAGAUGGAUAAUAAUAUUGUUAUAUACGUCAUCAAUGUGAAAGAGUUUCAUCUAUCUGAUUAAGUACCAAUAGUAAAAACAUUUAAUACACAAGGUUAUCCCGACUUUCAAAUAAAUUUAUGCAAUUGUUAGACUGGUAUGAGGAUUGAGAUUUCGAAAACAUCUUCACUACUUGUAAGUACCUUAAUUGAUAUGAAUUAUAGUGUACAUUAUUUUUAUUUUAAAUGUAGGGUGUUUCAUAUAGCUUGAAAGAUAGAAUACCGCGUACUUAGAACAUAAACUCACUCUUUGGUUAAACAAAAAAUACUAGUUUACGUACAAAUGUUUACACAAGUAUAAAUAUUGAAGUUAAUACUCCGUAUAAAGCAACUCUAAAGUAACCUUGGCUUCCGGAUAUAAUAAUAUUGCAAUAUAGGAGCUUUCUUAACCAUUAUUAGUACCUACUUUGCAUAAAAUUAAAAGUGACAUCUCUAAAUAUGAGAAUAUUUCUACAAAUACUUCUGGUUUUACCUAUAUUUCUUUGACUUUGGAGGUUCGACAGCAAGGAGGUUUCUCUAAUUAUUGGCAUCAACUACUUAUUAUUGAAUAAUUUGUAUACGAGUACCAACUUCACCUAAUGAAUCCAAAAAUGUUCAAUUUUAUGAUAAUUUUGUUACUUUGAAGAAGCAAUUUUUUUGUAAUUCAUCGUGUAUGCAAAUAUUGUUCUGAUAAACGAAGUAUUAGUAUGAUGGGGAUGUUAUACCACCAAAGUGGUAUUUCAUUGAAUAAUUUUUGUUAUUAACUUAUAAUAAACAUAUCUAGUCAAAAAAAAAAAAAAAAAAAAAAGAGAGCUUAUAAUCUACACACAAUAUUUUAUACUAUGAAUGUAGUAGUUUGUUAUUAAAAGUCUACAAAAGUUACAACAAGGCCGUGUUAUGAUGUUAUAUACUUAUAUUCUCCUUAGCUAUACUCAUCAUUUUAGGAAAAAUAAUUCUUUUAUAAGACAAAUAAUUCUUUUACAAGAUAGUUCAGAAAAAAAAGUAAGUUAUGCCCAAAAAAAAGAAUGCCUACAUUCAAUUUAUAACAAAAAUUAAGCUCUAAUAAUUUCAUAUAAGUACAUAUAAAUUUGAGUAUAGUAGAUUCAAGUAGAUUCAAAUAAGUUAAUUUAAAUUUAGAUAACAGUGAGAAUAAAAUAAGUAAAUAAAACACACAAUUAUGUUAGCUUACUAUGAAGAAUCAAUUCAAAUACAUCGGAUGUUAAAAUGAGAAAUUAAUUGAAAGAACUAUAACAAACUAUAUAGAUAUGAGAAAUAUUAGCAACAACAAGAUGCCCUAUAACAAAUGUAUAUAUUUAAGCAGAUGCUCAAUUAGCUUUCCUACAGAUUUAACAAAUCUACCAAUUAUUAAAGCUUUGAAGAUAUAUAUAUUAACAUUGUAUAUUAGUAUACUUUAUUAAAGAAUCAACUUAGCUCUUUUCUCAAAAUUAUUUAACUUAAUAUCAUCAUGUUUUUUUUCCAUCAUCAUGAUUUUAUUUUAUACUCUUUCUUCAAGUGAUUGCAUCCAAAAUAAUUUUUUUUUUAAAAAAAACCUCCCAUAAAACUAGUGGGAAACGCGUGUUAAUAAGAAAAUUAAAUCAAGACAGAUAUACUAUGCAAAUACCCAUUUCUCGUCUUUUCAAAAAGCACCAAAAAAACAAAACAAAAAAAAUUGAAAUCAUAAAACACCAAUUAACUACCCACAACAUAGCACAUACAUUGCCAUUUUCUCAUUUCUUGUUCUUGUUUGUCUCUUUCUCUCUCCUCCCCUGUUUCUCUCUUUCUCUCUCUAAGAAAACAAACCAAAAAAAAAAAAAAAAAAAUAAAAUAAAAUCAAAGCUUCCUAAAUAAUGUCAUAUGUAAGCAGAUCAAUUCUCAUAUUCUUCACACUUUUAUUCUUUUUCUUCACAUUUUCCAAUGCAUUUCAAGAUUUGGGUUCUUCUUCUUCUUCCUUUCAAGGGGUAAUUAAUAAUAGGAGGUCCGUUGCUGAAAAUACAACAGAAGGCAAUUCUUCAUUGAAAUUGGCUGCUCACAACACUUACAGAAGGGACCCACUUAAUCAUUUUCAUCGUUACACUGGUGGUUGGAAUAUCACCGAUAAACAUUACUGGGCUUCUGUGGCUUUCACAGCAGUCCCAUUCUUCGUUGUUGCUCUAGUGUGGUUUUUGAUUUUUGGGUUAAGUUUGAUAUGCACGUGCCUAUACUUCUGCUGUUGUCGAAAAGCUCCUUAUGGGUAUUCUCGAGUCUGUUAUGCACUUUCGCUCAUUUGCCUGGUACUUUUCACCAUUGCUGCUAUUAUUGGUUGUAUAUUUCUCUAUACUGGCCAGCAAAAGUUCCAUAAAAGUACUGCAACGACACUGCGUUAUGUUGUAGAUCAAGCGAAUUAUACUUAUGAAAACCUUAACAAUGUCUCACAUUAUCUCGACGAGGCAAAAAACAUUGGUGUGGGGCAGAUGAGGCUACCAGAAACUCUCCAGAACAAGAUUAUUGAUAUUCAGACGAAGAUGAUUUCUGCUGCCAAAACUCUUAAAUUGCGAACCAAUGAAAACUCUAGAAAAAUUCGCCGGGUCUUAGAUUUUGUGAGAUUAGCCCUGAUUAUUCUUGCAGCAGUAAUGCUUUUACUGGCAUUUGUUGGAUUCUUGCUGUCAAUCUUUGGAGUGCAAUGUCUCGUGUACACACUAGUCAUUGUAGGUUGGCUUCUGGUGACGAUAACAUUUAUCUUAUGCGGAGUUUUUCUUGUCCUCCACAAUGUGGUUGCAGAUACUUGUAUUUCCAUGGAUCAGUGGGUCCAAAACCCAACAUCGCACACAGCCUUGGAUGACAUCUUGCCUUGUGUGGAUAACGCAACUGCACAAGAAACUUUGUUACGAUCCAAAGAAGUUACUAGUCAACUAGUUGGCUUGGUCAACUUGGUGAUUGGCAAUAUUGCUAACACUAAUGUACCGCCCAAUACUCCUCCACCAUUGUACUUCAACCAAUCAGGUCCUUCGGUGCCUAAUCUUUGCAACCCAUAUAACUCAAAUCUGUCUAAUCGCACAUGUGCAUCAGGUGAAGUUAACUUCAACAAUGCAUCCCAGGUGUGGAAGAACUAUGUCUGCGAGAUUAAAAAAGUUAGUGGCAACGAGAUUUGCACCACAACAGGACGGUUAACACCUACAAUAUACAGCCAGAUGAAUUCAGCAAAAAAUGUGGGCUAUGCUUUGAAUCAUUACACACCAUUCUUGGUUAACCUUCAGGACUGUACUUUUGUGCGCAGCACUUUUAGCUACUUCAGUGCCAACCACUGCCCCGGAUUGAGGAAAUAUACCCAAUGGAUUUAUAUUGGUCUGGUGUUGGUAUCUGCUGCUGUAAUGUUUUCUUUGAUCUUCUGGGUUAUCUAUGCCAGGGAGCGAAGGCAUCGUGUCUAUACCAAGCAAUUCAUGGCUGGUCACUAAAAAACCCUUCUAAUAUGCUCUAGGGGAGGCAGAACUGCAGGAUAUAUUCGAGUUGGAUGUUCAUUCUUUUGUGUAUACAGAUGUAGUGUGCGAGAGUUCUUUGUACAUUAUUGUCAUUCGUAUUUUCAGACCUAGAUGGGCAUUUAUGUGAGUAUAUGUUAGAAGUAGAUACAAAUGUCGCAUCAUUUCCUGGUAUUGCAGUUUGUUGCUGUAAUGACAGUACGAGGCUUUGUAUUGAGACAGAUUGAUACUACGGAAUUGUACUAGGGAGAAUUAGCUGCUAAUCGUCCAUCUGUUGUGUUUUUAGUGUUCAUUAUAAUUCUUUAAAUGUCGUUUUUCUUCGUGUAAACACUUUUUGAAUCCAUACAUGGUUUUACCUGCCUUCAGUUAAA
Chenopodium quinoa (quinoa) is the source of this 5205-nucleotide messenger RNA. RefSeq lists its product as uncharacterized. Lineage: Eukaryota; Viridiplantae; Streptophyta; Magnoliopsida; Caryophyllales; Amaranthaceae. Gene Ontology annotation, cellular component: plasmodesma; plasma membrane. The transcript is spliced from 9 exons. Bases 3230 to 4813 code for a protein of 527 amino acids. The record is from RefSeq and is a predicted model, not a curated record.